This is a messenger RNA of Vollenhovia emeryi, 1898 nucleotides long. Its product is annotated as coiled-coil domain-containing protein 51-like. The coding region runs from base 454 to 1449 and encodes 331 amino acids. The transcript has 3 exons. Lineage: Eukaryota; Metazoa; Arthropoda; Insecta; Hymenoptera; Formicidae. The record is from RefSeq and is a predicted model, not a curated record.
ACGAUCGCGGGCGAUCUCGGAGAAGUGCGCCGGCUAAUUUGAACUAUUUUAAACAGUCAAUCGUGUGGUCAAGUGCGAUAAUUGAUCUGAUCGCGAUCCUCGUAGCCGACGCUCCUCGAUACUCGGUCGCGUUGAGCGGGAAAACGCGGCUUGGUUAGGUAGACACGCGCAGCGAAUUAAUUAUUACAUAAGAAAAAUACCGCGGGCCAGUGUGCGUUAGCAGCGAAUAUGCGUAUCGGGAUGCGGCCUAAACUGCUUAUCCCGUUGAACGUGAACGGCACACGUGCGUCCUCUCGUCCUGCCGGGGCCGCGGAUUGGAGGUUAAGCUAGGUUGGAUUCCAGGCGGAUCGGGAUUCGAGUCUCGGGUCUCGAGCGAGUCCCCCGUCAUUUCAACUCCGUCGUGCGAUAUAGUUCAGUUUACUCGACGUUGCGUCGCACUGUCCGUUGGACGCAAUGAUGGAGCACUACCGGCAGCUGGUGAAGCUGGUGAACCAGCAGAUGAGGAGACGCGGCGUGCUUCAGAGCGCGAAGGGCCUCGUGGAAAACGCCGCGGGCAAAGCGCAGAACAAGCUCGCCAGUGCGCAAAGCGUCGCGACCGAAAAGUACAACGUCGUUGCGAAAAAACUUAAUGACCAGGCUGUCAUAAUACAAGAUUUAAACGCCAAGGCGUCAGAAUCCGGCGCACCGUUGCCGGAUAAGGUCGUUAAGUGGUGGCGAUGGUACAAUGAGCUGGUAGGAAUGAAUACGGUCGAGACGGCCAGAAAGCAAGUGAUCAGUCUUCAGGACAAACUGUUCGAAUGUCAGGACUAUCGGAGAAAACUGAAUAAAGAUUUAACGGAUGUAGCUUUUAAGUUGCAAAAUAACUACGCGGAGCUGAUUCAGACGAAGCGGGACGAUCCCAAGUACGUGGAGUUAACGAUAGUGGAACACAAGUUUUUACAGGAGCAGAAGAAAGUCAUUAGCCAACUGGCGCUAUCCGAGAAAGAAGAGAGGGACAAUUUUACACAGCUGGCAACGGCGAUAAAAGACUAUCACGUUAGCCAGAACUUAAACGCACAGAAGUACAAGUACUUAUCCAUUAUCGCCUCGGCCGCGUUAGCGAUCGUGUCGUUGAUCGGUUCAAUGAUACUCAAUAACUGGAGGAUAUUAGACAUACGAAAUACCGUAGAGGUAGCGCAAGAAAAGAAUCAGUCGUUACUAAAUACGCAUACAAAUGAGCUGUCCGACAUAAAAAAGAUACUGCAGUCAGUCAAUACCAAGUUCUCCCAAGCAAUGGAUAUCGGUAGAGGCAAAGAAAAGCCUGUAGAUUUAGACAAAGAAAGCGGUCAAUCUAGCACGUCGAAUAUCUUGGUAACUUCUGCCAAGUAUUCAGCAAAUUUGUUGAUUUCAGGAGCGAGUUACAUCAAGAGAGGUAUUUACGUAUGUGGAUCGUAUAUUUUUUACAAGUAACGGAAGCUUAUAUAUACACAUUAUUAAAAAUUUACAUUGCUCAGGUACAAGCGAAACUUCGGCGGAUCUAGCGUGAUUCUUUCCGAUUUGUAAUUAAUUAUUGAUUAAACCCUUUAUCGGUAACAUAUAGUAUACAGAAUUUGAGAAUAUUGUAAAGGAAGUCGUAAAUAGAGGUGAACAGUGAAAGUAAAAAUUUCUUUCAUCAGGUAAUAAAAGCUUGUUCACACUUGCCAGGCAAAGUACAUCGUAUUUUUUAUCACGUAGUGUUGUGAGCAUUUAUUUCCUCUGGCCUCUUUAAUAAUGUACAAUUUAAAUUAUACAAUUACGUUGUACAAUUGUAAAAUAUCUAGUUAAAUUGAAGUGCAUGUCAGAUGAUCGUAAUAAUAAGGAAACGUUAAUAAUUUUGUAUCUUUUAUUAUAAGACAAAAUAAAACUUUUAAAACUGUUAA